Messenger RNA from Podospora anserina S mat+, 1083 nucleotides. RefSeq lists its product as uncharacterized. Gene Ontology annotation, molecular function: oxidoreductase activity, acting on the CH-OH group of donors, NAD or NADP as acceptor; NAD binding. Lineage: Eukaryota; Fungi; Ascomycota; Sordariomycetes; Sordariales; Podosporaceae. The transcript is spliced from 2 exons. The coding region runs from base 1 to 1083 and encodes 360 amino acids. The record is from RefSeq and is a predicted model, not a curated record.
AUGGCAUCAGGUCCCAUCAAGAUCGCAGUCCUCGACGACUACCAGGGUAUCUCUGAACCCAAGUACCAGAGACUUGACCCCUCAAAGUAUGAGGUGUCUUUCUUCAAAGACACUCUGCCCCCGUUCAAUCAUUCCGAUACCACCCAAGAUGUCAAGGACAAACUUGUCGCCAGACUCGAGCCUUUCACGGUGAUCUCCACCAUGAGGGAGCGUACUCCUUUCCCAAAGGAUUUGAUUGCCCGCCUCCCCAACCUGAAGCUCCUCUUGACUACCGGAAACCGCAACUUGGGGCUGGACCUGGAAGCCUUCAAAGAGCGGGGCAUCCCUGUUGCUGGUGCUGUCGACAGAGCUCAUGCAGGGUCGGUAGGUUCUAUCAGCACAACGGAGCACUGUGUCGCCAUGAUCCUUGCUGCGGCUCGCAACAUUGCGCAAGACGAUUUCUCGGUCAAAGCUGGUGGCUGGCAAACAGUUCCUGCCGUCUGUCUUCGCGGCAAGAUCUUUGGCACCGUCGGUCUCGGGCGGUUGGGCAUUGCCGUUGCAAAGAUCAUGUACCUGGCCUUCGGGAUGCGCAUCAUCGCCUGGAGCUCCAACCUGACACAAGAUGCUGCCGAUGAGAAGGCUCGGGCUGCCGGAUUUCCCGUCGAAAAUGAACACGGAGAGAAGACCUUCAAGGUUGUCAGCAAGGAAGAGCUUUUCAAGACGGCAGAUGUGGUCAGCAUUCACCUUGUUCUCUCGGAUCGGUCCAGGGGCAGCAUCGCUGCUGCUGACCUCGCUCUGAUGAAGCCCUCUGCCAUCUUUGUGAACACGUCGCGGGGACCUCUUGUUGUGGAGAAGGAUCUUCAGGAUGCGCUAGAGCAAGGCAAGAUCCGCGCAGCAGCUCUCGAUGUAUUUGAAAGAGAGCCUCUGCCGCUGGACAGCAGGUGGAGGACAACAAAGUGGGGACAAGAUGGAAGGAGUCGCGUGUUGCUCACGCCUCAUAUGGGCUAUGUGGAAGAAGCGACACUCGAUGCCUGGUAUGAGGAGCAGGUAGCAAAUCUGCUGAGGUGGGAGAAGAAUGAAGGUCUUACAACCCCAUUGUAUUAG